This is a messenger RNA of Sphenostylis stenocarpa, 534 nucleotides long. Lineage: Eukaryota; Viridiplantae; Streptophyta; Magnoliopsida; Fabales; Fabaceae. The record is from the annotation of a GenBank genome assembly.
AUGAACACCUCAACACUAUGUUCAGUUGUUGUGACCCUCUGUGUGGUUCUGAUUUCCUCUUCUCCUAUGACAGUAAAUGCCAAAGGAGGACUGGCUGCAAAACUGUGCAUGGAUACCUUGGAAGACAAGGACGGCUGCAUGGAACUGCUAAAGCAAGCUGACCCUAAGAUCGUGACGGCAAAAAGCUACGAGGAGUUGGCUAGAGCUGUCCUAGGAUGGGCUGUGACCAAGGGAACAGAGGGUCAGAUAUUCCUUAAGGGGUUGGCCCUCGUAGACAAUAAUCCAGCCAUAGUGCGAUGUGCGGGUUUCCACUACGAUGGGGUUGUUGCUUCCUUCAAGAGUGCCAUGGAAGAGUUGAAAGAUGAUCCUCAAACCGCCAGCUAUGAUGCCAAAGUUGCUAGUGAUGGCCCUGCAGCAUGUGAAAGAGGCUUGGUUGCAGCAAAGAUUAAUAAUCCUGCUAUUAUUGCUCUCAACCGUCAAAUAGUCUUACUUAGCACCUUGGCCUUCCAAGCCAUAUGUGAAUAUAGUCCUUAA